Molecule: messenger RNA, 2118 nt
Organism: Cajanus cajan (pigeon pea)
Lineage: Eukaryota; Viridiplantae; Streptophyta; Magnoliopsida; Fabales; Fabaceae
Source: RefSeq, a predicted model, not a curated record
CUACUAUCAAGUUCCAAACAAAAUAAUUUGACUUCAAACUAAUUGCUAAAUGAUUUUUCAAAAUUAAAAAGUUAAAUUUUUAAAUAGAAUCGAAAUCAUUGUUUAUGGAGUUAUGGUUGUGUUUAUCUUUAAGCAUGAUUUUCCUUGUACAGCUUCCUUAAUUCCAACCAACGACAUACACAACGCUCCCCAUUAUCAAAAUUUAACGUUAGGAAGUGGCAUAUCCCGAGGACAAUUGAGUUGAGAUUUCAGAAAUUUCAGUGAAACCUGUACAUUUUCCUUUAGUUUGAUGUUUCAGUCAUGGCUUCCAACGAAGAAGUAACAGUAGGAAUUCCUUUAAGAUAUUGGGUGGACAAUGAAAAAAAGCGUGUAGUUAUGGCGGAAGCAAGCGGAGACUUUGUAGAUGUUCUCUUCAGUUUCCUCACCCUUCCAUUGGGAACUAUCACCAGGCUUGAGGUCGAGAUUGGUUGCAUAAAAAAUCUGUACCAGAGUGUGAGAGAUUUAAACCCUGAUGUAUUCUGGAACAAGAUGUGCAAGGAAAUGUUGCUUUUUCCUCACAACCCUUUAGAAGCCUCUUGCCAGAGACUAAAAGUGAAUGUGGAUGACACACGACCCACAAAGUAUUUCAUGUGUGACACCUGUUCAAAGAGCAAUGGUUUGCUGGUGAGUACUUUUGAUGGGGCAGCGUGCUCCUGUGGGAAAUUGAUGACAAACGAAACGGAGCUGUUAAAAGAAUCCAGAGAAGGGGAUAAUGGUGUUUUUGUUAAGGGGGAUGCCAUGUUCUUGAUCUGUGAUGACUUGACAGUCCUCGAAAGCUCUCCAGGUAACGCAGUACAACCCCUCCGCAAAUAUGGACUCAAAGACUUGAGCAAGAUUGAAGAAAAGUCAUUACAAGUUGACACGGACAAGAUGAUUAGGGUACUAAAGAAGGUAUUAACCUCCAAAACUCCUCUAAGUGAUGCAUUCUUGGAAAAAGAAUCUAGUCCAUCCGACUCUUUCUCACGAUACAUUGGCCCAAGUAAUUGGAAAGGUUCAGUAGAAAUCAAGGUAAUGGUGAGUAAAUCAAAGAAAGAGAUUCUGUUUGCUAAAGAAGAUGGAAAUUUUGUUGAUUUUCUAGUCAGCUUCCUCACAACACCUCUUGGGUCUAUUCUGAACCAUAUGAAUGGUAAAUUAUCCUUGGGAAGUAUUGAUAACUUGUACGCAAGUGUGAAGAAUCUGGAUUCAUCAUGGUUCAUAGGAUCAUCGAAGAAACUGUUACUGAAUCCAGGAGUGGCUCCUCAAUUUGGUUGUAAGAGCAUUCAACUAAAUGUUUUACAAGAAGUCCACACUCCUGAGUAUUGGUAUGGCACUCCGGUGACAGAUGAUAAGGGCAGUGAAAGGAAAAUGAUUUCAACGAAAAGAGAUAUGUUACGAGAUCCAGCAGAAAUGAAACUUUUUGAGCCAAGAUGUUGUGAUGGAGCAAGAGAACGUGCAGUGGGAUUUGUGAAGAGGCCGUGUACAUUUGUGGUGAGCGAUGAUUUGGAAGUGAAAACUACUAGGAAUGCAAUUGAAGAGACAACCACUAGCAUUACGUAUCUGCGAGAAAUGGAGAAUCUCCGGUUGGAUGAUUUGGAGGAAAAUUCGGUGAAAAUCACCAAGUCCCACGAGGCACUGAACCUGUUGAGGGCAUCUUUGACAUCCAAUGGAGCUGUUUUGACACAGAACCUAUUCUACCCGAUGAAAUGGAAAUGCCAAAGAUUCACUCAAUUUUGGAGGAAGAAAAAAAGAAAUAUAAGAAAAAAACUUGUUUUUUUUUGGUUCAAAUAUUUCACAUACUAAAGGAAGCACUAACUUCUGAAUCUCCUCUAAGUGAUGGAUUAUUGAAAAACAGAGAACCUAAGCCAUCCUACUCUUUCUCAUCAGAUAUUGGCCCAAGUCAUUUGAAAGAUUAUGUGAAAAUCAAUGUAAUAGUGAGCAAAUCUGCUGAAGUUGAUGGAGAUUUUGUGGAUUUUGUUUCGGAGAGUCUCUCUCAUCAACUCUUAAAGUUCAUUUUUAUGCUUUCUUAAUUUUUUUUAGGAAGAAUUAUCAUAAACAUGUAUGAGUAUUCUCCGUUUAUUCUAAAAUUAGAAUUUAAUCCUU